Messenger RNA from Hyaloscypha bicolor E, 2235 nucleotides. RefSeq lists its product as uncharacterized. Lineage: Eukaryota; Fungi; Ascomycota; Leotiomycetes; Helotiales; Hyaloscyphaceae. The record is from RefSeq and is a predicted model, not a curated record. The transcript has 2 exons. The coding region runs from base 1 to 2235 and encodes 744 amino acids.
AUGGGAAUACAAAACUUCUUUGCCUGGCGCGCUCAGCCAGCUGCCAAUGAACCUGCGAUUACGGAUGACGAGAUUCCAGCAGACGUCGACGAGCCACCGGAUCGUCGCGCUCCUCGAGAGCAAUCACUAUCAGGAUUUCACAAAUCCGCCGUUCGACUACAAGGCGAGCGAAACAAAUCCCUCCUCACAAAGGCCUUCCAGAAGAACCCUGAGAUGGAAGCCACCAAACCCGGAAUGCAGGUCAGCACCGACCUAACUCGUCGACGUUCGAUGAUGAGCAAUGCCAGUCUUGCCUCGACAGCUGAGCUUACGAGCGAUGGUGGUCUGACCAGUCCUGCGCGCACCAACACACCGAGCCCUCCGUUCCCGAAUACUACCUACACCAGUUUCGCACCUUAUUCCUUGGCAACGAACUCUAUACCCCCGCCAACGGCUAUAAUCGCCAGUCACAAUGUCCCAGAGAUUGCCGGUACUUCUCCCACUAAGCCUGUUGAGGAAGCACCCAAGAGGCGGACCAUCUCUUUCAUGUGUGAUGCAAAGAAGGACGCGAAGCCAAAGGCGACACUCGCAGCUGUGCCAGAGCCUCUACCUGCGACGACCAACACGGAAGCUCCACGCCGGAGAUGUACAUUUGCCUGCGCUCUUCCCAAGCCUUCGGACAAGUCAAUCAAGACCCUACCAAAAACCAAUCUGGAAUCAAAACCGUCAGAGAUUCAGAAGCGUGUUACGCCUGAAUCCCCAUCCAUCUCAAAGAAAUCUCCCCGCGUACCCACCCCCUCACGUCCGCAUCGUGACUCGUCGUCCACACCGAAAUAUAUCUCUACUGAUGAGGAUACCCUUGAAGCAUCAGAAGCUACUCGAUUCAAUGAAUUUGCAAGCGAAAAGAUACACGAGGACGAGUGGAUUCGCAAGGACGCAGAAGUCCAAAAAGCGAAGUUGACUAUCAACGACACUUUGGAGAAAGAGAACCGAAUUCGAAGGCUGGGUAACGAGGCCGAGGAGGAGGCAUUGGAGGACGAGGAAGAUGACGAUGAGGAUGGCAAUAUGUCAGAUGACGAAGGCGAUUCGGACUCCCAAGAGGAACUGGAAGAUGUCGACGACAUUGCCCAAGGAUCCGACUUUGAAGCCUCAGACGGAAAUGAGACAGAUAAUGAAGCUGGCUUUGCUGAAUCAGAUGACGAGAGUGACGCCGAGGGAGAUUUCGCAUUCUGGACUCCCGGGAAGAAAAUUCGCAACCGAGCCAUUGGCGAAGCCAGCACUUAUAGAGCAUCUGCUCACAGGGCUGCAUCAGCUUCAUCCAUAGAUUCGCUGAAUCAUAUGGAGCCGCCGAGAGAGGAGAGACGACUGCGGCGCCGCCCAAUCAAGAUUCGUCCUGGCACCCCUGAUCUUCCGGAUAGUACCGACUUCGUCUGUGGUACUCUUGACGAAGACCGUCCUCUCGAGGUUGCCUAUGUCUCCUGCAUGGAGGCCAGGAAAAACGCCAAGCACAAGCAAACACCGCAAGAUAUUGACCCCAGCUUUCCAACCUCGGACCCCGAAGACGAGGAGGACGAACGUGAUCAGGUUGAAGCUGCCCACGACAGUGAUGAGCAUGUCUGGCUUCAUGGCAAGUUCGAGGAGUCAGACGAAGAGCCACAUCAAGGUCGCCGUCGUUCUAUCGCAACUCAUCGCAAAUCACCUGGCCAUUCUCCAAGAAGACUUCAUUCGCCCCCUCCACCAAGGAGAAUGCACUCUCCUCCCCCGCCAAAGCAACGGCUUCGCUCACCUCCACCUCGCAAGCUUUUCGGUCACUCUCCAAGACGUAUGUAUUCUCCUCCACCAGCGAGAACCAUCCGCUCCCCACCUGGCUCGCCGACAACCCAGGGAGUCAGCCAUGCUAUUGCCUUUGCGCCGCUAGGGUCCCGACCAGGUCUCACUCACACAAAGUCUCUACCCCGCACCCCCAAUGCCUUUUGCCGCCAAUAUCAAGCCUCCCGUCUCGAUGCUGCCACAGGCAAUGGUCUCGACGACAAUGAUGGUCCCACUCGCGGUGCUAUCGACAUCGUCAAGGGCCUCGAGCAGAAGCGUCAACGCCGCAAGGAGAAAUUCUAUCAAAAGCAUUGCAAUCGCAAAAACAAGCAGGGGGAGCGUCCAAAACCUCAACCUGGCAAAGGAGCCGAGCGAAUGCGGGAGCUUGGCUUGCUGAUGGCCGGCAAGACCAUCGGAGCACAAGACCCAUACAUGAUGUCUGCCUAG